This is a messenger RNA of Rhopalosiphum padi (bird cherry-oat aphid), 1032 nucleotides long. Its product is annotated as peroxiredoxin 2-like. Bases 190 to 771 code for a protein of 193 amino acids. NCBI's taxonomy places the organism in Eukaryota, Metazoa, Arthropoda, Insecta, Hemiptera, Aphididae. Gene Ontology annotation, cellular component: cytosol. Gene Ontology annotation, molecular function: thioredoxin peroxidase activity. The transcript has 4 exons. Gene Ontology annotation, biological process: hydrogen peroxide catabolic process; cellular response to stress; cell redox homeostasis. The record is from RefSeq and is a predicted model, not a curated record.
CGACACCAGCGCCCGUAAUAUUUUAAUCGGCCGUACACAAUCCGCAUUCCGGUGGUUCCGAUCGUUUUCGCGUUCAAUCAUUCGUUUCGCCGGCGUCCGUUCUGUACGUACACAUCGCUCGCCAUACGCAGACAACAGUUUUUUCUUGUCGAUUUUCACGAGUUUCGUCGCAACAAAAACCGCAGAAAAAUGGUGUUAGUACUUGAACAACCUGCCCCAAAAUUCAAGGGUACUGCUGUUGUCAAUGGAGAGUUUAAAGACAUUUCAUUAGAAUCAUUCAAAGGAAAAUAUGUUGUUUUAUUUUUCUAUCCAUUGGACUUUACUUUCGUGUGCCCAACUGAAAUAAUUGCGUUCUCUGAUCGUGCUAAUGAAUUUGCUGCUAUCAAUUGUCAGUUAAUUGCAGCCUCUUGCGAUAGCCACUUCAGUCAUUUGGCUUGGGUAAACACUCCUCGUAAUGAAGGCGGUUUAGGUAAAAUGCAAAUUCCUUUGUUGGCUGAUAAGUCUGCUGCUAUUGCCAAGGACUAUCAAGUUUAUAAUGAAGCUACUGGAAUACCAUACCGUGGCUUGUUUAUCAUCGAUGAUAAAGGAAACUUGAGACAAAUUACUAUCAAUGAUUUGCCUGUUGGACGAUCUGUCGAUGAAACUUUGCGUCUUGUUCAAGCAUUCCAAUAUACUGAUGAACAUGGAGAAGUUUGUCCAGCCAACUGGAAACCAGGUAGCAAGACCAUUAACCCAUCAAAAUCCAAGGACUACUUCAAAACUGUCGAAUAAAUGUUAUCACAUAAUAAAAGAUAACACUAUGUUUCUUUUUACUAAUGAAUUAUUUUUUUAAUUAUCUUAUUGAAAUUAAUUUGUUUAUAAGACAAAAGUUAAAUUAGUGGGAAUAAGGUAUUAAACUUUUUUUUAAAAUUAAGUAGCAGUUCCACAGUUAACUAAGUGAUAAAUUUUUUUGUAUCCAGAUUUUUAUUUAUUGCCAUUUACUUAAAAUUUAAUUUAAAAAAACCUUGAUUAAAUAAAAGAUUUUCCGUUAUA